GCUAUAGAUUCGUGUUUCCACCACUAUAGGUCGUUGCUAACGCUGGAUUCGUUUGUGACGGUGAGUUGAACACGGAGUUGAGUGAGAGAAAGAGAGAGAAAGAGAGAAAAGAGAGGCGAUACGAGACGAUCUUGGUAGCGACAGUAUAUACAUGCUCAGAAUGUUGUACAUCGACGGUACAUAUUUUCGUUUACGAGUCUUGUAACGUUUACAAACGUAAUGGGCUUCUCUCGGCACGUUUGAGACUUGCCGAAUGAGGAUCGCUGAGAACAGGGCGAACGCAACUAGGCUCAUCAGGAUCACAGAGUUGAUUUCGUUUAGUGCCAAACGUGACGAACGCCGAGGCGAUACGAUUUCCGUAGGCAGCACGAGAGAGAAAUCCCAAUCGACGAAAAGGAGGCUUUCUGCCGAUUAGCGACGUGCUGUGAUACGUGUACCAUCAGGACGUCAGACACUGGAAAACUAAUUCACGAGUUCUCCAAGAGCCUACUUUCUCGCACGCAGCCGUCUCGGCGAUAUUCACGUUCACAUUUCAGCGAGAAGUCCUCGAUCCCUAUUAUGUCGGUAAAUUGGAGAACUACAAAGCGGCAUUUAUUUGGGAAUAACUAUUGAGUACUAUCUUUAAACCAUGAGUUUCUCUUUAGAAUCGCCGGAUACUAUUUUAAAGGCAUACGACUAAGAUUAUAUAUGGAAUUAAAAUGGCACGCAGACGUAAAACCGAGGUAAAAACAUCUGAGAAAUCGUCUCAUAAAUAUGUACCUGUACGCAAGUCUAGCAGACAGAUAGCUAAGAAAAAAUUAGAAGAAAAGAAAAUAAAUGGUUAUAUUACAUCUUGCUCAAACAGUUCAGAAGACUCCAAAUCUAGUGAAGGUCAUAGCCAAGUUCUUUCAAAGAAGAAUCAAAAUUCUCAAAAAAAACAUAAUAAACAUAAAGGUACUAUUUCCAGUAAUAGCAUACUUGUAAAUAAUGAGAAUGUUAUAUACAAUGCUACUCAACAUAAGCGGGAUAUAGGUGAAAAUGAUAGCCAGGAUGGUAUAGAUAAUAUGAUUAAAAAUUCAGAAAAACUUAGUCCAGAGGAUGUACAGCAAGUUGUUGUCGGUAAUCCAAGUUCAAGUAGUGAAUCGUUAUCUGUGUCAGCAUCUACAUCAACAUCUGCAUCUUCAUCUACACCAGCAUCAACCAAGACAGAAACAUGGUCAGAAGAUGUUAUAGAGGAAAUGAUAAUCUGUGAAGAGAUGCAAGUAGAAGAAGAUGUUAGAGACAAUAGUUAUUCUUUGGCACAGGAUGAUGUUAUAGUUGAAGAAGUACUACUUAUAAACGAACCUAAUCUAGAAAACAAGAAUUUUGUAGAAUUUACUGUGAUACAGAAUGAGGAUGAUACCGAAUCUACGACGAUGGCAUCUAAGCCAAACAGAAUUUCGAACAAUGAACAUCACAUUAAAGAAGUUCAUAAAGAUAUGAAUAAUGUACAUAUGAAUGAAUCAGAAAAUUCCAUAUCAACUAUGUGUAUAGAUGAAUCAGUAACUUCUUGUAGUAGUGGGAAUAAUAAUACUGCAGAUUCUAAUAUAGAUAAAUCUUAUAUGAACAAGAAGAAAAUUAUAUUAGAAGAUCGGAGUAAAAAACAGAAAAACAAAACAAUUUAUGACAAAAUUAGAAAAGAAAUUUCGGAAUCAAUAUCUGAGAAAGUUCGUUUAUGUUCUAUCAAAGAUGAUUCUGGUUCUUCUGAGGAAGAUAAUUUCAAGCGGGAAAACAAAGACUUACAGGCAAAAAAUAUGCAUGUAGAUUUGUUAAAAGAAGAUACAUUUCAUAAAAUAGACAAUGAACUGGCAAGUAUGCAAAUAAGUGAAUCUUCAAAAGAGAUACAAAAGUUGGUAAAUGAUCUUUCUAGUGUGGAAAGUACUGAUUCUUCGAUACAUACUCCUUUAAAGAUAGAAAAGCUAUCUCCAGUCCAGUUAAAUAUCGAUGAUGAAAGUAGUUCGUCGAUAUUGGAUAAAAUGGAGCAAUUGCAUCGAUCGAAUAAUUCUGUUAGUUCUCACACUACAGAAAUAUUUUCGAAAACUAUGGAACCCAAUAAUAUUAUUAAAAAUCAAGAACAAAAUAUCUUGGAAUCCAAUUCUUGUAUCGAUAAACUUCAAAAUAUAGAUGGAACUUCAUUGAAAUCCAAAAUCACACAGGAAAAGAAAAGUACAAGUCAACAAAAAGAUUUAGAACAUUUAACGACUAUCGAUGAAAAUCAAGAUAGCGAAGGAGAUAAUAAAAUUGAUAAUGAAGAUAUCAAAUUAUGUAGCAGCAGUGAGAACAGUAAUGAUACAUUAGUAUCACUUACUAAUUACAAAGGACGAGAACUUGAUAUAAAAAAUACAGUUAAUACAAAUGACAUUGAUAAAAAAAUUGAAUUCAGAAGUCAUAGUGGAAGCAUUGAUACAAGUUCUGAAAAUAGUUCAAACAGUUCAGGUGUAAGACGAAGUAGUAGAAUUCGAUCUAUUGGAUUGAUGAAACAAAGAUCUCGUGGACGUGGCUUAGUUACAAAAUCUAAUGCUGAUAUUUCAAAAGUUACUCUUCAGCAAGAAAAAGAAAAAAUCGUUAAUAACACAAACUUUUCGAUCACUCAGGAAGUAAAAAUAGAUAAUUCUGAGACUCAAUGUGAUAAGGAAAAUAAUUCUAAUAAAAUUUCAACAUCACUUGAUAUUUUAACACCUUUAAGUAUCAGUUAUAAUACGACAGGAUAUGAUUCUGAUUCUUCAAAACCAGUUAAAGUAAAAUCCCGUUGGCGAAGAUCAAGUGAACUUGAAAUGGGAUCGAAUGCUGGGUUUGGAUCUGUUGUUACUCCUAUAUCAAUGCUUGGAUCAUCUAUUGCAUCUCCACUCGAAUUAGGACGUUAUGCACCAGUAAAUAUAGGAGAAUCUAUAUCAUCAGAAUUCAAAUAUAAUAUUACUAGUACAAAUAUAAAAGUUUGUACAGAAACAGUACAAACGACAGAUAUAUCAACAAUAUCUAGUGUUUCUACUGUUUCGACAAUAGCACAAAUUCCAAAAACUAUAGGAGCAAAAAUUUCGUUACCGAUGGUUCUCGAGACAGAAGAUAGAGAGAUGGAGGAAAGACUCAGUCAGUUUGAACACUUGCAUGAAAAUUUAUAUCUUACUGAAAGAUAUACAAACAAAGAAACUAAAAGAAUGGUAUGUGAUUGUUUUUUAACUGAAGAAGAAAUUGAGAGAGGAGAACUUGGUUGUGGGGAAGAUUGCCUUAAUAGACUCCUCAUGAUAGAAUGUGGACCUAGAUGCGUAGUAGGUGAUAGAUGUACAAAUAGAAGAUUUCAGAAUUGUGAAUAUGCCAAAUGCGAAGUUUUUAGAACAGAGAAGAAAGGUUUCGGAUUACGUGCUGUUGUUGACAUAAUGGCGGGCGAGUUUAUAAUGGAAUAUGUAGGAGAAGUCGUAGAUCCAAAGGAUUUUAGACGUCGUGCGAAAGAAUAUUCCAAAGAUAAAAACAGACAUUAUUAUUUUAUGGCACUGAAAUCUGAUCAGAUUAUAGAUGCUACUAUGAAAGGAAAUAUAUCCCGAUUUAUUAAUCACAGCUGUGAUCCGAAUGCAGAAACGCAGAAAUGGACAGUAAAUGGAGAAUUACGAAUAGGCUUUUUUAAUAAAAAAUUUAUAGCUGCUGGCGAAGAAAUUACAUUUGAUUAUCAUUUUCAACGUUAUGGCAAAGAAGCUCAAAAGUGUUAUUGCGAGGCAUUGAAUUGUCGAGGUUGGAUAGGUGAAACACCAGAAGAAGAAAAGGAGAAGAUUGAAAAGAAAGAAAAACGUGAAAGAGAUACGAAGAAAAAGAAGGAAGAAAAGAAACCUGCUGAUUAUAUGGAAGAUGAAGAUUUGGAGGAAGAAAUAGAUAAGUUGUGCUCGGGUGGUUUGAAAAAUCGUGCGCACACUUUAACGUUAAGCAGGUUAAUGGUUCGUAGUAGAGAAUUGGAACACAGAACGCGUUUGUUACGUCUCAUACAAAGUGGCGAACAACCAUGUCGAAGAUUAUUUUUGGAUUAUCAUGGAUUACGUUUGAUUUGGAGUUAUGUUAUGGAUAUUGCCACAAAUGAAUCAGAAGAAGCUCAACAAUUUCGCUUAGAAGUGUUGAAAACUCUAAAUACACUGCCAAUACCAAACAAGACAAUGUUAAUGGAUAGUAAAAUAUAUAGCGUGGUCGAAAGAUGGGCGAAAAGAAUAUAUCUCUCUCCAAAUGCUGAUUCUCCAGAAGAUGAUCAGAUUAAAUCAAAGAACUGUGAAGAAAUGAGUAGUAAUUCUGACAGCAAUGAAAAGAAAAGUCCUAAUGAACGUCUGAAUGACAUUCCAGAUAAACGUAAUAAUAAUAUUGAAAAUUGUUUGGCAGUUAACGAAGUUAAAUCAGAGACUACAGAUCAGAAUCUUAUCCCUGACUUAGCCUCCAGUCUUCUUGCUGAAUGGUCAAAUCUAAAAGAAGUUUUCAGAAUACCUAAAAAAGAAAGAAUUGAACAAAUGAAAGAGCAUGAAAGAGAAGCAGAUCGAGGAUAUAGAGAGGAAUUAGAGAAAGAAGAAAAGAGAGGCACAUCGUAUGAUAGACAUAGAUCUGAUAGAUACAAUCGAAGUGAAGCAGAUAAACGUGGCGAUAGAAGACGAGGACGAGAAUCUCCAGAAAUUGAUCAUAGUAGAACAAAAGAUAAAAGAUUAGAAGAACGAAGUCUAGUUCCUAUACCACGAAUGACAAAAUACGAACGUAGGCAAUUAUUUGCACUGAAAGUUGCAAAAGAAGAAGAAGAAAGACAACGUCGUCAACAACAAGAAUCAUGGCAAGAACAUGAGAAUAGAUGUUUGGCUUUGGGUAUAGAUCCUCAUACUACUGCCAUGGUUGAUCCACAAACUGGUUAUCGUUUUUAUAAUCCAACUUUAGGCCAAUGGCAGCAUUAUUCUACUCAAGAUGGAGGAGAAGCAACGCAACAAUGCACUUCUGUAUAUGUAGGAAGUGCUCAGUCUACUGGUAUGAUGGGACAGAGUCCUCAUGUAUUGCAAUCAACAAUGACAACCGAUAUGUCAUCCGGAAUUACAACUGGUAUUACACCUGGUGUACCACCCGUAGCUUAUUCAUUAAGUCAAACAUCUGUGUUCAAUCAAACAACAUCUUCCUACUCUUUGAUAUCACAUCCACAAUCAUAUAACGAAGGGCAACUAUCUCUUCCAAAUAGUUUAAUAUCUGGUCAUGGUGGUACCUCCUCUAUGUCAAUUCAAGCGCCUCAUUAUAACCACAUCGAAAAUCCCACAGAUCAAUUCUCUAAUCUUACGUCCGCGGAAAGUGUUACGAGUCGACCACAACCUGAAAUUCCGGCAAUAGAUUUGCCACCGAAAUGGAAAAGCGCAACAGAUGGCAGAGGUAGAACAUAUUAUUAUCACGUGAAGGAAAGAAUAUCGCAAUGGUUACCUCCGCCGCCUGAUCAUAUCGGAGUACAGCCAGAUUCGUCAUCUACAUCAGAAUCUAGCGAAGAAUCCAGUUCAUCGAACGAAGAUGAUGAAGAUAUUGAUGAUGACCAUAAUGAGGAUCAAAGAAACGAUGAUAUGGAGACAAGUAGUGUUCCAGAAAGCCCUUCGAGCACAUCCAAGCCAAAUGUAUCUAAAAAAUUAGGCAGUCAUAAUUUGACUGGAAGUUCACUGCCGUUUCCUGAAUCUAAGAAGAGAAGAGAUGGAUUGGUUCAAGAAAGAAUUAUUAGCCCACGUAGAGAAGAAGAUCGUAUUGAUCAUAAAGCGUAUAAAGAAAUAAAAGAGAAAUUACGACGACAGAAAGAAAGAACGAAACUAAAGGAUCAUGUUGAAAAAUUAAGGAAACAUAGACGAAGUAAUAAAUCCAAGUCUCAUUCGCGACAUGGAUUAAACAAAUUGCAAUCAACAUCAGCUGAGAUGUCUCCUAUGUCUGAAAGAAAGAUCAAGGAUACAUUUAGAAUAAAUAUGGCUAAUGUAAUGGUUCAUUUCUUAAAUCCAUAUAGGAAAAAUGACUGCAAACAAGGUAGAAUAACUAAUACUGAAGAUUUCAAACAUCUAGCUAGAAAGUUAACACAUUUUGUACUUGCAAAAGAAUUAAAACAUUGUAAAAGCGUCGAUGAAUUACAAUGUAAUGAAAAUGUUAAACAUAAAGCAAGAGAUUUUGUACGUAAGUACAUGAGCAAGUUCGGGGCAGUGUAUCAGAAAGGUACAGAUGAAGAUUAGCUGUGUAAUUUAUAAGAUGGAAAAAAUUGUUAUUUAUUGCGCGAGCACUUUAUUUCGGCUACCGCGAAAUAUAUAUUUAGAUAAAUAUGUUUUAAGCUCGUAUGUGUAGAUAUACAUUUGUAAUUGUAUCAUUGUAAGAUAGACAAGUUUGUAUAUGCGUGAAUGAAUGUUUUUUCAUGAUUUAGCAGUUAAUAAAUUUUAGCAAAUUUUUAAUUUCUCAUACAUUUAUGUAUAAAUUGACACACGUUCAUUUAUACAUGCUAACUCUAUGCAUGUUGUAUCUUUUAUAAAUAUUGUAACUUAUAUGCCAAUAUACACACAACAGUGUAAAAUACUCUAAUAGUUGUAUAAGAUUUGACCUACCUUUUCAAUAUCAGUGUCUUAAAGUUAAUAUUCGAUAAAUAUUUAUUUAUGUAACGUUAUGAAAGAAUUUUUGUAAAUAAUAGAUUAUAUACAUUUUUAACUGCUUCACUGGGUUGCUAUUGUAUGUGCUUGCUGACGAUCAUGAUCAUCUAAUAUUUAUAAAAACUUGGACAAAAGAUGAAAACAUAAAUCUUGCAUUUAUAAAUUUAAUUUUGUAUUGCUAACAUUUUGUCUUUACACAUUACAAAAAUCAAUUCUGUGAUGCGUGAUUUUCGAAACAAAAGCAAUGUAAGAUAUUCAAUAAAAAGAAUUCUACAUUUA
Molecule: messenger RNA, 6896 nt
Organism: Pogonomyrmex barbatus (red harvester ant)
Lineage: Eukaryota; Metazoa; Arthropoda; Insecta; Hymenoptera; Formicidae
Gene: Set2
Product: SET domain containing 2
Biological process (GO): regulation of DNA-templated transcription
Cellular component (GO): nucleus; chromosome
Molecular function (GO): protein binding; histone H3K36 methyltransferase activity
Source: RefSeq, a predicted model, not a curated record